Molecule: messenger RNA, 1855 nt
Organism: Rattus rattus (black rat)
Lineage: Eukaryota; Metazoa; Chordata; Mammalia; Rodentia; Muridae
Product: phosducin-like protein
Biological process (GO): regulation of G protein-coupled receptor signaling pathway
Source: RefSeq, a predicted model, not a curated record
GUCCGCAGAGUCCACUGACGCUUUUCUCUGUUGCUUAAGGCUUUCGGUCCCUUCUCUUUCUCUAAGCGAGCGUUCUUUGUUGGUGACCGGAGCUGCUAGUCCAGAAGGAACAGACUGAGUGAGCGAGGCGCCAUGACAACCCUGGAUGACAAGUUGCUGGGGGAGAAAUUGCAGUACUACUACAGCACCAGUGAGGAUGAGGACAGUGACCAUGAAGACAAAGACAGAGAGGGAGCCCCAGCCAGUAGUUCCACGCCUGCGGAGGCUGAGCUGGCAGGCGAAGGCAUUUCAAUCAAUACAGGUCCAAAAGGGGUGAUCAAUGACUGGUGCUGCUUCAAGCAGUUGGAGACAGAGCAGAGGGAGGAGCAGUGCCGGGAGAUGGAGCGGCUGAUCAAAAAGCUGUCUAUGAGCUGCAGGUCCCAUCUGGAUGAAGAGGAGGAGCAGCAGAAACAGAAGGACCUCCAGGAGAAAAUCAGUGGGAAGAUGACUCUGAAGGAGUGUGGUACGAUGGACAAGAAUUUGGAUGAUGAAGAGUUUCUGCAGCAGUAUCGGAAGCAGAGGAUGGACGAGAUGCGGCAGCAGCUUCAUAAAGGGCCCCAAUUCAAGCAAGUGCUUGAGAUCCCCAGUGGAGAAGGAUUUUUAGAUAUGAUUGAUAAAGAGCAGAAAAGCACCCUUAUCAUGGUUCAUAUUUAUGAAGAUGGUGUCCCAGGGACUGAAGCCAUGAAUGGCUGCAUGAUCUGCCUUGCCACAGAGUACCCCACUGUCAAAUUCUGCCGAGUGAGGAGCUGGGUUAUUGGGGCCAGCAGUCGUUUUACCCGGAAUGCCCUUCCUGCUCUGCUCAUCUACAAGGAGGGUGAAUUGAUUGGCAAUUUUGUUCGUGUCACUGACCAGCUGGGCGAAGAUUUCUUUGCUGUAGACCUUGAAGCUUUCCUGCAGGAAUUUGGAUUGCUCCCAGAAAAGGAAGUCUUGGUGCUGACAUCUGUGCGAAACUCUGCCACCUGUCACAGUGAAGACAGCGAUCUAGAAAUAGAUUGAACUGAUAAUCUAGUUCUGUAGCUGUCUCAUUGUUUGGGCUAGAGGACACAUGUCUGUAUUUAUUUCUGUCCUUCCUGUCUUCUGGCUUUACAGCUGCUCUUUGUAGUCUGGUUUAGUAUGUGGAAAGUCAAGAAACUCAGAUUAAAUCAGAAUCCUGACUCACUUUGUGGCUAGCAGUAAAGCGAUUUCUAAUUAUAUAAACAGGAAGCUGGGUUCUUGAGCUGUUUACAUCUCUAGCGUGACAUCUCUGAAAUUGUUUCCAGUCAAUAUUGACAUGGCACCCUUGAAGGCAAUGUCUUGAAAAUUGUCUUCUGAUGACCUCAGAAUUCCACCAGGUCUGAGAGUAGAAUUCCCUAGGGAGUGUGUUCUGUGCAGUGUAAACAGUGCAUUUCCAUAAUCACUUGAUUGCAAAUCAUGUUUACUUGCAAUCAGACUCAUAGCUGUACUUAUUUUCUCCAGAUCCUUCUCCACCAGGGUCCAUACAAGGUUGGGAAUAUAGCUCAGUGGUGAACUCUUAACCUAGCAUACACGUAGCUCCAAGGUAUCUGAUUCCCAGCACUGUCAAAACUAAAGGUUCCAGAUGGCGCCUGAUGCUGUAGUUAGCAGUGAUCUCUGCUGUGGGAGUCACUGGUCCAGUCCAGCAUAAUGAAGUAUGAACAGGAAGGGAUGUUUUUUCUUGCUGACUGCUGUCAUGGUGUUGGGAGGCAGGCAUCCUAUUGACUGACACUGGUGUGUAUAGAGCUUGAAAACCUCAGUAGGAGGACUUUUCUGUAUCCUGCUCAUCAGCAUCUGUUCCUCUGUUAUUUAGCAAGGUAAUGCU